CUGUGGGUAUGUGUACAAGUCGCAUAUAGUACAAGUAUAGGCAGUAAAUUCUGUGUACUUGACGGUACCGAUACGUUUUCCGUAAAUUCUUGCUUUGAUUAGCCCAAAUUCCAACAUGCAGGCAUUGAAGCAGAUUUAUUAGUCCUCGAAAGGCAGAGAUUUUUCCCGUUGAAGUGCGCAGAUACAGAGAGAGAGAGAGAGAGAGAGAGAUUAAAGAUUGUUUAAAGAAAGAUGAAGAAUGAAGUACAAAGUCGGUCUCUCUUUGGGAUUUCUCUCACUGACCGACCAAGAUGGCAGCAGUUCCUCCUUUGCACUUCUGGGUUUUUCUUCGGCUAUCUUGUAAAUGGAAUCUGUGAGGAAUACGUUUACAAUAGGCUCCAAUUCAGCUAUGGGUGGUACUUCACGUUUGUCCAGGGAUGGGUUUAUAUUGGGCUUAUUUAUCUGCAAGGUUUCACCACCAAGCAAAUGGUGAACCCAUGGAAGACUUAUGUAACACUCUCUGCAGUGCUUAUGGGUUCUCAUGGACUUACAAAAGGGUCUUUAGCUUUUCUCAACUACCCAGCACAGUUAAUGUUUAAAUCCACUAAGGUUUUGCCGGUUAUGAUAAUGGGGGCUUUCAUUCCCGGCUUGAGAAGAAAAUAUCCUCCCCAUGAAUAUGUAUCUGCAGUACUCUUGGUUGUGGGUCUAAUUCUCUUCACCUUAGCCGAUGCACAUACUUCUCCAAAUUUUAGCAUGUUAGGUGUUGUGAUGAUAUCUGGUGCACUGAUCAUGGAUUCCUUCUUGGGGAAUCUCCAAGAGGCUAUCUUUAAGAUGAAUCCCGAAACAACACAGAUGGAGAUGCUGUUUUGCUCAACAAUGGUUGGGUUUCCCUUCUUGAUUCCCCCAAUGGUUUUGACAGGAGAACUUUUCAAGGCAUGGACCUCGUGUUCUCAGCACCCCUACGUUUAUGGCGUGCUGGUCUUUGAGGCCAUGGCUACUUUCAUCGGACAAGUGUCUGUGCUUUCCCUCAUUGCUCUUUUUGGCGCUGCCACCACUGCAAUGAUAACAACUGCAAGAAAGGCAGUCACAUUGCUGCUCUCAUACAUGAUAUUCACAAAGCCGCUGACUGAACAACACGGAAGUGGGUUGCUGCUGAUUUCUAUGGGGAUUAUAUUAAAGAUGAUGCCGGAUAGCAAGCCCCCGGUGAGGCCAGCUAAAACACUCGCCAUCACCGCCACCGGAAAACCAUCUCAGUUUGACGAUAAUAAGGUGCCUCCAGUGGAGAUCGAAGAGGAAAAGGAUGAAGAGAAGAGACCUUUGGUCUGAAAUCCUUUGUGCCUGCCCAGGCCAACUUCAUACUCUUGAAAUUGUGAAUUGCGUUUAGUGUUUUAUAUUAGGCCCUUUCCUCUUUAUUAGUAUUUUGCUUUUCAUUUUUAAAAGUUCUUCAAAUUUUAAUAAUGGUAAUUAAUUAUGUUGAUUUGUUGGAUUGAACAUUGUUGUUUCUUUAGUGUUACCAAGUGUAUAAACAUGAUUGUUGAUUGCUUAAUGCCGUUUAUUUAUUUA
Ipomoea triloba (trilobed morning glory) is the source of this 1542-nucleotide messenger RNA. RefSeq names its product UDP-galactose/UDP-glucose transporter 2-like. Lineage: Eukaryota; Viridiplantae; Streptophyta; Magnoliopsida; Solanales; Convolvulaceae. The transcript is spliced from 7 exons. Gene Ontology annotation, molecular function: transmembrane transporter activity. Bases 232 to 1305 code for a protein of 357 amino acids. The record is from RefSeq and is a predicted model, not a curated record. Gene Ontology annotation, biological process: transmembrane transport. Gene Ontology annotation, cellular component: Golgi membrane; endoplasmic reticulum membrane.